This is a messenger RNA of Protopterus annectens (West African lungfish), 3846 nucleotides long. RefSeq names its product DIRAS family GTPase 2 (gene DIRAS2). The record is from RefSeq and is a predicted model, not a curated record. Gene Ontology annotation, molecular function: GDP binding; GTPase activity; GTP binding. The transcript has 2 exons. The coding region runs from base 250 to 849 and encodes 199 amino acids. Gene Ontology annotation, cellular component: plasma membrane. NCBI's taxonomy places the organism in Eukaryota, Metazoa, Chordata, Ceratodontiformes, Protopteridae. Gene Ontology annotation, biological process: signal transduction.
GCACAACAAGGCGGAGCAGGUACCUUCAGUUAGCCAAGCUGUAGUCAGCACUAGGUGCGGGACAGCUCCCUUUGGUUUCAGCACCUCGUUUUGGGUUAGUUCAGUGCAAUGCAAUCACGAUGAGUCUAAGGGCACAGGACUAGAGACUUGGAGUAACAGCAAACUGUGGCACUUUUUCAAGUUUUAUCAACCAUUUCAGAAAGGACAGUUUAUUUAAGCAUUCAGAAUAAUUAAAAGAAGGGAACAAACAUGCCAGAGCAAAGCAAUGACUACAGAGUUGUCGUAUUUGGAGCUGGAGGUGUUGGGAAAAGCUCCCUAGUUCUGAGGUUUGUUAAGGGUACUUUUCGAGAAAGUUACAUCCCAACAAUUGAAGAUACCUAUAGACAGGUGAUCAGCUGUGACAAAAGCAUUUGUACCCUUCAGAUUACUGACACUACAGGUAGUCACCAAUUUCCAGCUAUGCAACGCCUAUCAAUAUCUAAGGGACAUGCAUUUAUUUUGGUGUACUCCAUCACCAGCAGGCAGUCCUUGGAAGAGCUUAAACCUAUAUAUGAGCAGAUAGUCCAGAUCAAGGGAGAUGUAGAAAGCAUUCCCAUUAUGCUAGUGGGGAAUAAGUGUGAUGAGACACACAAUCGAGAGGUAGACAGCAGUUUAGGUGAAUCUAUGUCAAAGAAAUGGAAAUGUGCCUUUAUGGAAACCUCGGCCAAGACAAAUUACAAUGUGAAGGAACUUUUCCAAGAACUGCUGAAUCUGGAAAAGCGAAGGACAGUAAGUCUUCAAAUAGAUGGCAAAAAAAGUAAGCAGCAGAAGAGAAAGGAGAAGCUCAAAGGAAAAUGUGUGGUGAUGUAAGACUUUGGAAAAAGCACUACUGCAUGAAAGUGUGAUGUUCAAAGUUAACAGUUUCUGUGGAACUAAUGGGUGCAAAGCCCUGUUAUAAAACAUCUGUCCUUUUGCUUUGAAAAGUAAAUGUAGGUAAUACCAAAAAGAAUCCCCAAGUGAUUUGUUUGCAUAUUGCCCUCCUCCCCCACCCCCCCAAGGAAAAUAAUUCACUAGAUUUCAUGCCUGUCAAAUGUAUUCAUUGUGAAGGAGUCUUAUAACCAGACCAUGGUAUAUAAAAUGAUGGUUUGGCAAAAUGUUGCAUUCAUUUGCAAUAUGGUGCAGGUUAUAUAUACUGACUACAAUUAUGGUUUGCAGUUUCAUACAAAUUUUGUACUGAUCAUUAACUAAAAUGUGGAAUCACAUUUUGAGUAUUUUGCUGACAGAAUUUACUGAAUAACAACUGUAGUAGUACAUUUGGUGUUAAGAUGGGAGAUUUUAAUUUUCUGGAAGUUGGUUUUAAAUAUUAAAAGGGUUUUCUGUAAUUCAUGGGCUGUGCAGCAGCUGGGAUUGAAGGAUUUCAGUUUAAGGUUGUUACAGUGUUUUAAAUCUCAGUGCAGUCUCACUGUGUAAGUACCAUCUGUUCAUGCAGAACAUUGAUCAGAAGUGAACAGUGUGCCUUAACUGGAUCCACUUUUAAAGAGAUUUGGAAAACCUUUUCCACUUAUUUUGUUAUAUUUCAUCUGAUGCGAUGUCCACUAGAUUUCAGCUGUCCUACUGAUAACUUAAAGUAAAGUAAUGUUCAUAUUAAAACUGAACUAUAAAAUGGUCACUGUUAUUUUAAGGCAUUUCAGUAGACUGAAGUUAUACUUAAAAUAUUAAAUGAUCAUCCCUCCCAGAGAUUCUGUGCAAUUCAUUUUUAUCAAAAACAUAUAGCAUUAUCCUGAACCGUAUGACUUUUCCUAGUACAAUAGUAUACUCAGCUGGAAGAUAUGACAGAAAUAUGUUUGUGUUUAGUUCGUGACAUCAGUCUUAACAUUCUUUAAUGGUCAAUUGAAAACCCUUACAUUAGGGAAACAAAAACAAAUCUAAAGAGAAGAGAAUUAGAUAUGUUGAAUGCAUUGCCAUGAUAACUUGUAUAUAAUGAAUUUGUAUUGAUUGCUAAACAGUGCCACUUUAAGUGAAUUGACAAAGAUGUAUCACUAAUGUCUGCAUUUUUAAGGUUUAUACAAUUUAUACAAAUGAAUAGUUAAUUGGAAUGUCCUUAUCUUCACAUCUGUCAACAUGUAUAUUAAGCUAAAAAUGUGAAGUUCAAGAAAAUUAAGUUAAUUUACUCUUAAGGUUUAGACUGUAUAAGCAGUGACUAGGGAGAAAACGAUAAAGGGGUAUUGAGAGCAAAUUGAUUUCUGUCCAGUCACUGUGGCUUUUUGAUGUAGCUGUGAUAACGUAUGAGGAGAGAAAAACAAGACUGAGAGCCAAGAUUUCCAUUAGCAGGUUAUGUGAUGCAGAGAUUCUCUAGUCAAUAUGGUAUAAAAGCCACAGUCAUUUCCAAAGGGUGAGGACUAACUGUGAAAUGCGAUACUUGCUAAAGAAAAAUAAGCAGGUUUGCUUUUCAAUGGAAUUGUAGUGAAACUUCCUAAAAGUAGCCAUGACUACUGAUGGCAUUGGCCAUUAUAAUUUAUAGUCUGUUUCAAGGUCUGGGUGAAGUACAUCCAUGUGACUUGUGUGAUCAUGGCACUAUUUAUCUAUAAAAAUAGUAUUUAAAAUGUCCGUCUCGAUUUGCAUUGAUACUCUGAACCCAGAGAUGUUUCACAUGUAACACUGAAGAACAGCUGAAUUGCUUGAAAUUACCGUUUGCACUAGUGCCUAAAUCUGCAUUUUCUGACUUUUUCAGCUAUUCUCUGGCUGAGUUUUCAUCCCUCUGCUGUAGGUAUCUCUGUAAAAUCAGUGUACUGUUAUAAUUAGCUGUGCUUCAUUGUUAAUGAGUACUGGAACCAAUGAGAAUGCAUGCAUAAAGAAAGUAAUGCUGCUUUACACAUUAUGAAGUGUUUUCAGCACUUUGCCUACAAUGCUUUAAAUUCUAGAGAUUGCAUUGUUUAUUGAGGCAGGCUGAUGGGCAAAAAUAACCACUGAUGAAUUUUAUUUAGCAGAAUACUUCAUUUAAAAGUCAGUCUUGGGAAGUGUAAAGUAAGCAGGCUUUGUGGUUUCCAUUGUCAGUUAGCACUGGCAUAAUUCUUUAAGGGGUGUAAACACUGUACAUACCUAUGUUGUAUUCAUUUGUAAGUGUUGAUUCACCUGGAUCUACACGUGCAUUAUUACUUGAAGCCAUAUUUGUUAGACUGCUUGUAAACUGUAAAAUUAUCCUUAUUGUAUGCAGACUGCUGAAAUGUAUUGAACUAGGCUCCAUUGCUUCAAAUGUUACACCGGGUAACACUACAGUAUUUACUACAAUGUAGCCUGUAGAACAGAAAUUCUGAAGUCAUAAUUCACAUCAUAUGUGUUGUAGGUAAAGUAUCUGACAUCUAUUUUUAUAGAUGUGCAGCUUUCGUCAGAGUCUGAAAACAGUUUCUACAGUAUCCUCUCUAGUUUUAGUCAUGUUUGUAUAUAACCUGUGCACCAAUGACAUAUGAAAAGUAAAUAAUUGUGGCAGAAUGGCAUUUUGUCUAGUGUAGUCAGUAAUACAAUUAAAUUACUCUACAUUUUCUACAGUAUAAUAUGGUUAUUUAUGGAAUUUUUACAUGUAAACAUCUAUUUGUUAUUUUUGAAACCAGUGUUUUUCCAUAGGAAACAGUGCACUAUGGGGGUUAGCUGUAUAAAGAGUUAAGGAUUAAUUUGAUAUGUAUUAAUGCUAAAAGUUUACUUUUAGGAUAAUAAUGUUUCAUGUUUGUUAAAUUACAUUAUUUAAAUGCCUGUAUAUAAGUCAUGUUUAAAUGCCUGUAUAUAAGUCAUCUGUGCCUAUAAGUUUUAUAUAUUGCAGUGCUUUCUUGUAUAUAUGUAUAGUAAAGACUGUAUAAUAAAAUUUAGAAUCGA